This is a messenger RNA of Adelges cooleyi (spruce gall adelgid), 1004 nucleotides long. RefSeq lists its product as uncharacterized. The coding region runs from base 226 to 855 and encodes 209 amino acids. The record is from RefSeq and is a predicted model, not a curated record. NCBI's taxonomy places the organism in Eukaryota, Metazoa, Arthropoda, Insecta, Hemiptera, Adelgidae. The transcript is spliced from 3 exons.
CCGUUGGUUCCCUAAACACACGAUUGUAUCACAUAUAUUAUAGUUUUCAGUAAACGUGCGAACCGUAGAGUCGAGUUAUCUACCAGUGUUACACGUUUUAUGACAUUUAAAUUGGUAUCGUGCUAUUAAACAAAUUAGUUUAUUUUUGCACCCAAGUAUGUUUGUUUUAAUUUUAAAAACAUCUUAGAUUUAUCGCUAGGUUUUCCAAAUCAUUCAGAAGGAAAAAUGUUUUCUGGCGCUCGAUGGAUGCAAUCUGCGAUCUUGUGGCUAAUAACAAUAAUUAGCCUUUCAAAUGCUGCGUCUUUAAAAACCAAUAGGAUAUGUUAUAUUUGUAGUCCACAGCAGUUAUCUGAUAACACUGAAGCUUCCGAAAUCCACAACAUGUUUCCAGAUAUCGAUCUACAAAGUAUACCAAGUUGUGGCUCAAACGAAGCUACAAAUUUUACAUUAAAAUGUCCUUUGGGAUAUAAAGGAUGUCUCACCAAAACUUAUGGUAUUAGUGUAAUAAAGUUAUGCAAUGAAUAUUCAAUCGAAGAUUGUAAAGUAGCAAAUAAUAUUGAAUAUUGUUUUUGUGCUAAUGAUAAAUGCAAUAAUGCGACUGUAGGAACAACUGUUCCAAUUUUAUCAGAUGACGAAGAUUUAGAUCAAGCUAUAGAAGAUGGAAGUGGAUUAUUUGAUAAUUGGACCGAAUCAAACAAAAAACAAAAUACAGCCAACAUCAUUACCACAAGUACUAAUACUGAAAAUACAAAUUCUAAUAAAUCUGAAGCAAAAUUAAUAACUCCAACCAAAUUCAUAAUAAUAAAUUGUAUAAUAUUAAAUACCAUAUUAACUAUCAGUUUUUUAAAUAAUUAGUGUUAAUUAAUUUACUUUAAGUGUAUAUUUUCUUAGAAAUUUUUGAAAACAAUUAGACUAGACUUGACAUUACUAAAAGAAAAAGCCAAUGUGAUUAUGUACAAAUUUGUAUUAUUUUAUAAGUAAGGCUGUGGAAAAUAUUUUAUUUG